AUACAACAGAGGUAGCGUGAGAUCCAUACUUUUGACCAUAGGGGAAACAGUAGAAUCCGAAUCCGAAUGCUCAGAUGGGUUCGGGUCAGCCAUCCGGAGGGCAUCACGACCCGUCGAUUACCAUGAAUGACGUUUUCCCUAUCGUCGUUGAUUUUCUCUCUCCUUCCUUCCGUUCAGUUGACUCUCUCCAAUGGAACUUUGAAAGUGAAAUUGUGAAUUCUCAGGAAUCUAGGAGAUUUUGACAGUUGAAAAAAUGGUAGGGGACAAGAAUACAAAAUUGAGAUUUGAGUUGGUUGCUUACAUUACUAAUAAUAAUAAUUUUCCAGUUUCUCAUUUUCUAAGAGAGAGGAGAAGAAGCCCUAACAGUUACCAUUCCGACCACUCGAAUUUCACUCCAUGAUGGAAUUCUUGACAGUUGUUUUCUAUGGAGAGUGUUCCUGUGGAAGAAAAAUUGGGGUGGCUGCUUUGCAAUUGGAGGGGGAAUCUAUCCGAUAUAGGGAGUAUAUAUCAAGCUAUCUUUGAGAGGAAUUUGACUAGGGUAACAUUGCUGUCAAAAUCACAAACCCUACAAUAUUAUCUCAAGAGAUAUCUCGGCUUACAGAACUUUUCUAUGCCAGUGAAGAAGAUCCUAAUGUGAAGAUGAUAAUAUUAAAGGUAUUUUCAGUAGUAAGAGGAUCUGUAAUAAUUAAGUUUCCUGUCAUAGCUUAACAUGAGGGAAACUUGGUAACCUGAUGAUGGAUUUUGCCCACAAAAAUAUUUAGAGACUACAUGCAGGCAGAGUUGCAUUGAUUUUGAGUUGGUAUCUCACUGAUUCUGACCAAUCUAGUUAUCCUCGGCAUGUAUUAGGUUUGUGUUUCUUAACAAUUGGAACAGUCCACAUUAUCUAAAAACUGUUCACCAAAAUGAUUUUGUUGAAAUAAAAUCAAGAGUCUGUUAGAAAUUGUAUUAAAUAGUUAUUAUUGCCUGUAAGACUACGUAUCUUAUUUUUUCACUACUAUAACCAGAGGUUUUUCCCAUUGCGAAUCAAUGGAAUUUUUUUUGUUAUAGAACAUGAUUUUCCCAUCGAACCAGCUCAUUGGGAAAAUGCAUGGUGGAAAUAGAUUCUCACUGAAAUAUUGGAAAGCUUCCUAAUUUUUCCAUAUGAAAAAACUACUAUUUUUUCUUUUCCACUGAUUCAAUCAAAUAUCUUGUGGUAAUAACCAUUGAGCAUUUUUAUGUGGGGAACUUCAAUGGGAAAAUAGUGAUUUUUUAGUAGUGUAUGCAGUUUUAUGUUUUAUGGUUUUAGUCACAAGCUCUGGUUGUGUGCUUCAAAGUUUUAUUAAUUCCCCUGUAUAUAGUGCUCUUCUUGUUACUACUUUUCUUGUAUCAAUAUUUUCCAGGGACAAGGAAGGGCUUUUUGUGCUGGUGGUGAUGUUUCACUUUGUUUUCAGAAUCCUGGUAUUUGCUAUGCCUGAAGCAGAUUUGGGACACUUUCCUGAUGUAGGCGCCUCUUACUUUUUAUCAAGACUUCCAGGAUUCUUUGGGGAAUAUGCUGGUCUUACUGGUUCUAGGUUGGAUGGAGCUGAAAUGCUUGCUUGUGGUCUUGCAACCCACUUUGUAUCAUCAGAUAAAUUGCCACUUUUAGAACAAGCACUAGUUAAAGUCAAUAAGAGUGAUCCAGAUGCUAUAUCUGCUAUCAUAAGUUGCUUCUCCCACAUACCAAACUUGAAAGAAGAAAGUCCUUGUCACAAGAUGAAGAUUAUUAAUCACUGUUUCUCUCGAAGGACAAUUGAAGAAAUCAUAUCUACUCUUGUACGUUUGGGAGAUGGAUGGUCGUUUGAUGAAAGUGAGGCUUUGGACAAGAAGGAUGAAUGGAUCUCUUCAGCCAUUCAAUCGCUGAAGAAAGCAUCCCCUACAAGCCUUAAAAUUUCCUUGAGAUCAAUAAGAGAAGGGAGGCUUCAAGGUGUUGGUAGUUGCCUUGUCCGUGAAUAUAGGAUGGCUUGUCAUGUGUUGAGGGGAGAAUUUAGCAAGGAUUUUGUUGAGGGAUACAGAGCCAUAUUCAUUGACAGUGAUAGAAAUCCUAAGUGGGAGCCCUCCAGACUGGAACUAAUUAGAGAUGAUGAUGUUGAUCGUUUCUUCUCCAAGAUAGAUGAUGAAGAUUGGGAAGACCUAAAGCUGCCUCCAAGAUCAAAUUUGCCUUGAUAUGCAAUUGCCAAGCUUUAAAAUUGACUUCUGAAGAUCAUGCAAUACUCUACAGCAUGUUGCGUUCUCUAGAUCAUUAUGAAGGCGUCAAUGACUAUUAAAACAAGGGUCACCACUUUAGAUAAGUUAGCCACUAGUCUUGCUAUGAACUCUCUGAUUUACAAGCAAAUGUGCUUCCUGUCUUGAAACACAAGCAGUGUGACUUAUAAUUAUGUUUGAACUUGCGAGUUUUUAUCCUUGAUUUUGACUGAUGGCAGUUGAACUAAUUCUCUAGGCAAUAAAAAAUAAAUCUGAUCG
This is a messenger RNA of Solanum tuberosum (potato), 2478 nucleotides long. RefSeq names its product 3-hydroxyisobutyryl-CoA hydrolase 1-like. Bases 1276 to 2181 code for a protein of 301 amino acids. Lineage: Eukaryota; Viridiplantae; Streptophyta; Magnoliopsida; Solanales; Solanaceae. Gene Ontology annotation, molecular function: 3-hydroxyisobutyryl-CoA hydrolase activity. Gene Ontology annotation, biological process: L-valine catabolic process. The transcript has 10 exons. The record is from RefSeq and is a predicted model, not a curated record.